Molecule: messenger RNA, 1793 nt
Organism: Perognathus longimembris pacificus (Pacific pocket mouse)
Lineage: Eukaryota; Metazoa; Chordata; Mammalia; Rodentia; Heteromyidae
Gene: Spag8
Product: sperm associated antigen 8
Exons: 7
Coding region: 54-1631 (525 amino acids)
Biological process (GO): positive regulation of transcription by RNA polymerase II
Cellular component (GO): cytoplasm; nucleus
Molecular function (GO): microtubule binding
Source: RefSeq, a predicted model, not a curated record
CCUCCUGGAGUUAUUUGCCGUCACUAUGGCAACCCAGUAAUUGAAGUCUGACUAUGGAGGAGGCCAAGGAGUUUACUACAGAAUCGCAGUCUCGAUCUUUAGAGGUGCACCCCAGCUCCGCUGGGCUGGGGACUACUUCAGAACCGGUUUCUUCAGAUGGCAGUCCUGGGUCUGUCUUGGCAGCCACAAAGGCAGCAGCUGCAGUGGCUGCACAUUUUGCAGCCUCUGCAGCCUCAUCCUCCGCCAAAGCAGCUGCGUUAUGUGCAAAGCCCUCUGCUCCCUUGCCUGGGUUCACAGAGCCCUCCUCUGACAGUCUUGGGUCGACCUGCCUUGCACCCCACCAGAUAGGACAUGGGAAUCUUAGCUUUCCGCCCACCUAUGUUGCCUGCAUUGCUCAGGAUCCCUGUACUACAACUGACCUUAGCUCCAGCUUUGGACCUGUAACUAUGUCCAGCCUUGGCCCUGUAACUACAUCUAGCCUUGACCCCAUAACUAUGUCCAGCCUUGACCCUGUAACUACAUCCAGCUCUGGUCCAGAACCCUGCUCUGUCCCUGACACUAGUCCUUGUUAUGCCACUGUUCCUGGCCCUCCUCCUGGCCCUAUCUGUGACCCUACUCCUGGCCCUGUCUGUGACCCUACUCCUGCCCCUACCUGUGUCCCUUCUCCUGGCCCUAUCUGUGUCCCUUCUCCUGGCCCUGUCUGUGACCCUGCUCCUGGCCCUACCUCUGGCUCUGUUCAUGAGUCUGGUUCUGGUCUGGGUCUUAGCCCUGGAGCUGAGCCAGAAUGUAGCCCUGGCCCUGAGCCCAGCCCCACCCCUCCUGAAAAUAUCUGUCUGGAGCCAGAUAGUCCUUCUGAAUAUACCACUUGGUACCACCGAUACUACCAGGAACCUCAAAAACAACAACCCUGGAAAUUUUUGCAAGUUUCAGAACCUGGAGCUCAAGGGCUACAGGAACCCAAACGUGUGGAAGGGAAGUCUGCACUUGGCUAUAAAACACUGACAAGGGGCAGGUGUCUCCUCUACAACUGGGAAGAAGAGAGAGCCACCAAUCACCUGGAUCAAGUCCCAUGCUCCCAGGAUGGCUCCGAGAGUUUCUUCUUCCGGCAUGGACACCAGGGAUUGCUGACCAUGCAUCUACAAUCACCCAUGCCCUCCAGCACCACCCAGAGGGAUUCAUAUCAGCCCCCAAGAAAACCAUGCCAGCCACUUCAAGGGAAACGUGAAGCUAUGCUGGAGAUGCAUUUGUACCACCAUAUCUGUAACGAGGUUCAGGCAGAACAGGAACCCGAGAGGAAGCUCUUUGAGGUCGAGUCAGUAACACACCAUGACUACGGAGUGAAGCUUGUCCAAGCAAAGCCUCCCGCCCCAACAAAGCCUCAUGACUACCGCAAGGAGCAGCCUGAAACCUUCUGGCUACAGAGGGCAUCAAAGAUACCGGGUGUCAGUAACAUCAGAACAUUGGACACACCUUUCCGGAAGAACUGCAGCUUCUCAACACCACUGCCCUUGUCUCUGGGAGAUCCUUUGCCCUAUGAACCUGGAAGUUACCCCCAGCAAUUGGGAACAAUGUCUUUCCUAGCCUGUCAGGGAAGUGGGCUGGGGUGUCAAAAUGGAAAGACAACUCCCUAAAGGUUGCAGAAGGAAAUGAAUAUAGAAUUUGGAAUCUAUUUGUAUUAGAGAGUUUUCUGGAGAAGCAGUCGGCUUGGUGAAGGGGUUUUAUAUAAAAGGUUCUCUCUCAUCCUGAAUUUGCUAAUUGACUGAUUCUUUGAGUUACCAUAUCUAUACCCAGUA